UCCCCUGUCUGCAGGAGCUCCGGGGGCGAGCACCGGGGGCUGCGGGAGGAGCGCGGGGCUGCUCGCUCUCCGAGUGUCGGGGUGGACGGGGGCCGGUGGCUCUGGGGCCCGGGGAGAGCACAGGCGCAUGGGCCCCUGGUGCCCGGCUGGGCGCGGGGGCGCUGGCGCUGAGUGAAGGGGCGGUGAGUCCCACGUGCAGCCUCGCCCCAUGUGGGAACCCAGGCGCACGCUCCAAGCGUCUGUCACCUUCGGUCUCCGCGCGGGCCUGUGGAGAAGCCCCCGGUGCGCUUCUGGUCUCCAGCCAAGCCACUGUCGUUUCCUGCGCCUGGAGUCUGUAAUUGUGAGCAACUUCCCCUUGGAACACUUCCUGGCGCGGCUGGAGCCCAGCGCUGGAGACUGUCCAGAACAGUGGGACGUUCUACACGUCUCCGGGAGGAAAGCUGUCCCCCGGGUCCUAUCCGAAACACUUGUCCUGAGUGUCCAGGUGUCCGCCAGGCACACACGUGUGUUCGUGGGGUUCCUUGCCACGUGGGGAUCCCCGGCCGCAGGUCUCAGAUUACAGGCUGGAAUCGGGGCCAGCUCGGAACUCCGGAAUGCAUGCAGAAGCAGCCGUCUCCCAGGCUGCCCACAGUGCCGGAGCCGGAGUCCUCGGAGCUCCCUGCUGGGGGCCCAGCCUCGCUAGGGGAGAACCUUGCUCCGCGUCCGCCUUUCCUCUGCACCCCCAUCCCAGGCCCCAGUACAGGUGGCCUUUCCUCCCGGGGGCCCUGCUGCUCCCGGGAUGGGGCCAAGCAGCUCCCCGUGACCCUGCGGUCCAGCCAUGGGCCCAUGAGCUGGCAGCCCUCCACUCGUUUUGGAAGCUUUGGGCAGCGCGUCCGGUGGUGCGGAGCCAAGUGUGGGAGACUGUGGGAGGGACGCACCUUCCAAAGUGGGCCCCGCCUGGUGUGGCGGGUGUCCCUGUAGUUCGGAUCAGUGCCACUGCUCACGGCCCCGGGUGGUGGUCCCGCAGCGGCCGCAGUGCCGGCUCCUUGAGGCCUGGCCCUCCUCUCUUCAGUGAGGCCUGUAGGGGCGUUUCCGCCUGUGACGGGUGACAGAGGUCAGCGCUGCCUCGCGGCCCCCUCCCCGCAGUUCUGCCCUGGGUGCCCCUGCAGGGGCCCCCUCACCGCGGGGAGCCAGGGGUGCUGGUGAAGGGCAGGCCCAGGACUGUGCCCCCCACAAGAAGUUGGAGGAGGGCCUUAUGUGGGUGGAAGGGACAGAUUUUAAAGCAACGCUCAGGAAAGAACGUCAAGCAGGAAUGAAAGUGGCCAUUUCCGAAGGGAGCCCCGUGGGUCUGGCACCUUCUGUGCUUCCUGGCAUCCUCACUGCUGUGUCUGCUCCCCCGGCACGGGGCAGGGGGAGGCUGGCCCCAGGGGUCACUGGGCCGCCACGGGGCGGCAGAGGUUUCCUAGGAUAGGCAGCUGCCUUUGUCCAGGGCGGCAUCUUCACUCACGUCCUUGGAGAGCGGGUCCCUGGCGCCCGGGCUGAGUGAGAAGCACAGAGGUAGUUUGAGUCUCUCUUUCUGGCGCGUGUGAUGGCCCUUCCCAGCCCCGGUGAGAAGCCUGCCUGCCUUCGGCCACCCCUGCUGGGUGGCAGGCCUGAGGCUCAGGGGCUCCUUGAGCAGAUGUUUGUGGAGACAGCGGGUAGAAGGCUCCCUGUGCAGCCUGGGAGAUGCGCCAGCCAAUGGGCUGCAGCCCAGAGGCGAGACCGUGUGCACGUGAGCCCAAGGUGAGCCCUUGGCCCUUUGCUUCCUGUGAUCCAAGAGCAGAGGAGGCCUGGGUUUCUCCCUGCUGGCUGGGGGAGGCCCCUCCUUUCUUCCAGCUGUCCUGUAACUCAGGAGGAAGGUGAGGGACUCCAGCACUGAGCACAGUGUCCCCAGAUUGUAGGGGUAGGGCUGGGAGGAAGGGGGGCGCAGCUCGUGGGACACUCCCUGAGACCCCAUGUAAACCCCGUCCUUCAGCCCUGCUCCCUGGGUGUCAGCGGACACUGCCCCCUACCCCUAACCCCCCCGACCCCACCCCUAACCCCCCUCCCACAGCUCCCUGGCCAUUGCAGGGUGUGGACCCUUGCAUGUCCUUGCUUCUGGGGGUGGCGGUGGUCUACCACAGUGUUGUGACCCUGGAGGACUCCUGGGACCCUCAGGGCUGGGUGCCGGGGCCCUGGGGCCCAUCUGCGUGUCGGUGGAGGCGGGAUUGCGGUGUUGGCCUGAAAUGCUGGAGGCGGAACUCUUAUCGGUGACCAGCUGGGAAUCCCGAGGCAGCAGCUCCCUGCGUGCUCGGUCACCUGUUUGGGCGUGUCUGGGGGCCGUGUCAGGGUGCAGAGUCCUGGAGUGUGUCUGAGAUCUUCAGACACACUUGUGACAAGCUCUCACUGCAGUCUCAGAAGCACCGCCUUGGGGUUUCAGAAGCCAUGGGAGUCCAGGAAGUAGAAAGAAGAAGCUGGUGAGCUUGCGGGGUUCUGGUAUCUGAGACUUCCGCCCCGGGAUUCGGGGACGCCAGGUACAGAGUCCCCUUCGGUCUCCUGCAGGGCCGUUGGGGACCUGGGCAGCAUGGCCCUCUCCGGCCCGGAGGUGGAGAAGCAGGUGCCGGCGGAGCCCAGGCCGGGCCGCAAGCUGCAGUCCUGGUGGAGCCUGGUGUUCUGCCUCUGUUUCUACGGCUUCAUGGCCCAGAUGCGACCCGGGGAGAGCUUCAUCACGCCUUACCUCCUGGGCCCCGACAAGAACUUCACGCAGAAGCAGGUCACCAACGAGAUCACGCCCGUGCUGUCCUACUCCUACCUGGCAGUGCUGGUGCCCAUCUUCCUGCUGACCGACUACCUGCGCUACAAGCCGAUGCUUGUGCUGCAGGGCCUGAGCUACGUGUCCGUGUGGCUUCUGCUGCUCUUCGGCUCGUCCGUGCUGCACAUGCAGUUCAUGGAGUUCUUCUUCAGCAUCACCAUGGCGGCCCGCAUCGCCUACUCCUCCUACAUCUUCUCGCUGGUGCCCCCCGCCUGCUACCAGCGCAUGGCCGGCUACUCGCGGGCCUCCGUUCUGCUGGGCGUCUUCACCAGCUCCGUGCUGGGCCAGCUGCUGGUCACGAUGGGCAGGGUCCCCUUCUCCACGCUCAACUACAUCUCGCUGGCUUUCCUCACCUUCAGUCUGGUCCUCACGUUCUUCCUGAAGCGCCCCGAGCGCAGCCUCUUCUUCAACCGCGGAGCGCCCGCGAGUGCCGGGGCCUCGCCCUCCGAGCUGGACCGGAUGAACCUGGGCCAAGGGCAGCCCACGGGUGGGAAGCUGGGCCGGCUGCCGGCCUCCUGGCGGGACUCGGUGCUCGCGCACAUGCUCCGCGAGCUGCGCCGCACCGCGCGGCUGCCGCAGCUGCGCCUCUGGUCCCUCUGGUGGGUCUUCAACUCCGCCGGCUACUACCUGAUCGUCUACUACGUGCACAUCCUGUGGAACGUGGUCAACCCCACCACGGACACCACGAGGGUCUACAACGGCGGGGCGGACGCCGCCUCCACUCUGCUCGGUGCCAUCACCUCCUUCGCCGCCGGCUUCGUGAAGAUCCGGUGGGCGCUGUGGGCUGAGCUGAUCAUCGCGGUGGUGACAGUGCUGCAGGCCGGGCUGGUCUUCCUCAUGUACAGGACCAGCAGCAUCUGGCUGUGCUACUCGGCCUUCGUGCUCUUCCGUGGCUCCUACCAGUUCCUGGUGCCCAUCGCCACUUUUCAGAUCGCGUCUUCUCUUUCUCAAGAGCUCCGCGCCCUCGUCUUCGGAGUCAACACGUUCCUCGCCACUGUCCUCAAGACCAUCAUCACCCUCGUUGUCUCCGACAAGCGGGGCCUGGGCCUCCCGGUCCACUCUCAGUUCCUCGUCUACUUUGUGUACUUCCUGGUGCUGUUUGUCGCCUAUGUCCUUGCGGCCUUGCUGACGGGCCUGCGCCACUUCCGACAGGGCCGCCACCAGCCCCCGCCGCCGGCCCAGGAGCUGAUGAGUCCGAUGCGGGAGCCGGCCGCGCAGGACGGGCCCGCCCCAGAGGACGGCGUGCGAGCCGUGGGGGAGCAGAGGCAGCAGCCCGAGGCCAAGGCCUGACCCCGCCCGACCUGCUCUCCUGGCCGGUGGGCGGCCAGGUUCCUGACACCAGACGCAGCGGGCCUGGGCCUUGACCUCAGAGCUGACACGUUCCCAGCAGCUGCCUGUCUCCGGGUGUCGGCAGCCAGGUUUCCGGCAUCGUCCACAUCGUCAGAUAGUGGCGCUGGUGACUGACGGGCCCCCGGUGCCCUGUCCCUGAGACCCAAGCCUCGGGGGCCUCCAGCCUCCACGAGGCGUCCUCGGCUCACCCCGAGCGGGGCACUCCUCAGCCCUGCUUCCCGCCCUGGCCGUGACCCGCGGCCUGCCGGGGAUGCCCCCCGGCCACUGGGGGCUGCUCUGCUGUCCCUGCCUACACGUGGCCGGUGCAGGGGGCCCAGGUGCACGCCAGACCUCCCUGCUUUCACCCCCUUGUCCCGGAGAGAUGGCAAGGUGGUCCCAGACGCAAGCCCAGGGGACCCGGUGCCCGCGGGGUGACCCGGGCCCUGGGGUGGGGCCGUGUUCCUGAGCCUGUGGCUGACCUGUGGCGUCUGCAGGUGUCCAGGUGCUUUCGUUGUAAACGAUGCUGUUCCUUUUUUUUGAAAAAACCCGACAAAAAUGAGAA
Molecule: messenger RNA, 4700 nt
Organism: Globicephala melas (long-finned pilot whale)
Lineage: Eukaryota; Metazoa; Chordata; Mammalia; Artiodactyla; Delphinidae
Gene: SLC19A1
Product: solute carrier family 19 member 1
Biological process (GO): folate transmembrane transport; methotrexate transport
Cellular component (GO): plasma membrane; apical plasma membrane; basolateral plasma membrane
Molecular function (GO): methotrexate transmembrane transporter activity; folate:monoatomic anion antiporter activity; folic acid binding
Source: RefSeq, a predicted model, not a curated record